Messenger RNA from Trypanosoma theileri, 366 nucleotides. RefSeq lists its product as uncharacterized. The transcript has a single exon. Lineage: Eukaryota; Euglenozoa; Kinetoplastea; Trypanosomatida; Trypanosomatidae. The record is from RefSeq and is a predicted model, not a curated record. The coding region runs from base 1 to 366 and encodes 121 amino acids.
AUGGUGGUCUCCCCCAGUCAAACAACACAACACUGCGAGGUGGACAAUGCCAAUGUUCUAAGUACCAUGACUUUUAACGUUGGAUAUUACAACAAUGCUGGACUCAAUCCUGGAUGGUCAGCUUCUCUUGUGGAGGGAACAAAUCUCAUUAGAUUUGUGCCAAUCGUUGUAGGUGCUCCAUCAGGGGAUAUGAGUCUUGUCAUUGUGAACAAUGUUCUGCUAAAGGACCCUAUUCCAGUGACGAACAACUUCACCAUGAGUUUUGUGAACUCUCUCACGACAAUAGCAUCAUUUAAUUCUAACAGUGCCUAUUAUGGGUUGAAGAGAAUGGUGCGGACAAACUUCCCAAAUAUCAAUGCCAUUUAG